GAGGCAGAAUAGAGCGCCGGGGAGUCCAAAGGUCCGAGUCCGGGGGCCUCCUGAAACUCAUCGAGGGAGGAGGAGGAGAGAGGAGGUGCUGAAAGGGGGCUCGAUACCGCCCCUACCACCACCCCCCCAAAAAAAAGAAGGAGAAGAAGGAAAAAAAAAGCCUGGAAGAAUUGCGCUCCGUCAGUGCGCCCUGCCUGCCUGCCUGCCAGUCGGAGGAUGGGGAUUUUUUUUCCAUUCAUCCACGUCCCCUUUUCCCUCCUCCUCCUCUCAAACAAGCCAGUCGGUCUGUCAAUGCGCUGCGAGCAUUAGGGCAAGUCAAAGCAGUGGGACUGCGAGGCACACAGAGACGGAUGAGAUAAGGAGCGAAGCGCUGUUUUUUUUUUUCUCCUCUUUUUCUCCCUCCCGGACCGAGAAGACGCGACGCGUCCCGCUCUCCAAAUGACGCGCUCCAGCGGAUAGACGUCCAUUUCUCCACCGGGACCGAUGCGCACCGCGCGCACCUUCCCGUUUCUCAUCACUUCACAAGUUUCACGUUGGACAUUUCUCAGAGUGGGGAUGCUUUUCUAAGCUCUUUGGUUCUGUUCCUCUCAGUUCUCUCUCGUGUCAACCGAUUCUUGGAUUUAUCACCGUUUUGGAAUCUUGUUCAAGAAAAGGAAAAAAUAAAAAAAUAAAUUCCCAGCGAUCCACUUGGAAGGAUUUGCGGAUUUACAGUUCAACCUGUGUGUUUUUUAGGAUUGUAACAGACUGACUGAGCCCUCCGAGCAUCAACACGUCUUCAUGGGGAUGGAGCUGUGGACACGAGUGGCAUCUUUUCCGUUUUAGAUGGUUUUACCUGCGCCGUUUUUCGCCCUUCUUCAUCUCGACUGACAUUAUUUCGUCCCCUUCUAACCCUGACAUGCUGGAAGGUGGAUUUUCUUGCGAGAAAACAAGGUAAUGGGAGAGAAAUCAUCCAGAGUCGGCUCAGAGAACAAGGGAACAUUGUUCGGAAAAAGACAAUUAGGGCGCAGAGAAAGGCAACAGAAAUAGCUCCUGGGUGGCGAGAAUUUUUUAUUUUUUUAUUCUGUGGAGUUUAUAAUUGAGCCCGAGGAGCGUUGUUGGGUUCUUUUUGUGGAAAACUAAGGAGAAAUUAACAGGGGAAAGUCAUGGGAUUGGCUCUGAAAUAGUACGGAGAAAGCCCGUGGGUUUCUUCUUUCUUUUUUUCUCCCUUCUUUAUUAUUUUUUUUUUCUUGGACGCACGGAUUGAACAACUUUCUCCCGCACCGUUUCGGCGUGGUUCCCGAGCUGCGAUCGGGGAUCCAUGAGGCUGUGGUUCUCUCUCCACACGCUGACUGUCUGAUACACCUUCUUGCAGCCUCGCGUCCAUUGUUUUGAGAGAUCUCUCCGCGCGCGCCGGCGCUGGAAACGCACACCUGAUCCCGGUCGCUUCUCGCUCGGAUGGGGCUGCACAGGCUGGGCGUCGGGGUCGAAAUGGCGUGUGGGAAUGGAUUGUGGAUCCUGCUGGUAUUCUUACUGGAUUUACUGGGGACGACGGCCAGCAACAUGGAGCCCAUCUACUGGAAUUCCCUGAACGAGAGGUUCAGGGACGACAAAGGCUACGUGCUGUACCCUCAGAUCGGGGACCGGCUGGACCUCAUCUGCCCCCCUCUGGACACCGUCCGGUCCACGCCGGAGUACGAGUUCUACAAGCUCUACCUCCUGUCGUCGCGGGAGCAGGCCGAUCACUGCGAGGUGACGGAGACGUCCAACAUCGUCCUCACCUGCGACGAGCCCACCCGCGAGCGCCGCUUCACCAUCAAGUUCCAGGAGUUCUCGCCCAACCUGUGGGGCCACGAGUUCAAGAGCAUGCACGACUACUACAUCAUCGCUACAUCAGAUGGGACGCGUCAAGGCCUGGAGAGCAUGCGGGGCGGAGUGUGCGCCACGCAAGGCAUGAAGGUGGUCCUGAAAGUGGGACAGAGCCCGUAUGGACUGAUUCCAAAGAAGGAGCCUCCGGCGGGACGCACCACCAGCAGAAACCCAGGGAGUGCCGGAAAUUCCACCCAGCCUCGAGGACCGUUCGGGGAUGACGGCAGAGGUGAGAACGGACCGCUCCAGUCCUCCAACAUCGCCCUGAUCGCCGGCGCGGCGGGCGGUUCUGCCUUUCUCCUGCUGGUCACGGCGGUGAUCUGCGUCGUGUGCUACCGGCGGAGGCACGCCAAGCACUCGGACACCCACCACCCUCCGCUGUCCCUGUCCUCCCUCACCAGCCCCAAGCGGGGAGGCGGUGGCGGCAUCACCAGCUCCAACAACAACGGCUCGGAGCCCAGCGACAUCAUCAUCCCCCUGCGGACGUCGGACUCGGCCUACUGCCCACACUACGAGAAGGUGAGCGGGGACUACGGGCACCCCGUCUACAUCGUCCAGGAGAUGCCGCCUCAGAGCCCGGCCAACAUCUACUACAAAGUAUGAGAGGGCCACCGCUCCGGCCGACCGGACAAACCCACCUCCCCUCCGCUCAUUACCGACCGACCCCCGCCCGCUCAGAAUGAAGCCACAGCAAAGCUUGCCACCACAGCUCCAAACCCCGAUCCCCUCCAAACCACCAGUGUUGCCCGUGGGACCCCCCACCCCCCCACACACAAACCCCCGCCACAGUCGUGUUUCCGCCCUGAUUAAACCACCCCGACACAUUCUCACACAACUGGGCCUCUAAGUGUGCGCGAAAGGGCAGAGUAGUAGCCAUACAUAGCCCUUCUUAACAUGGCCCUCGUGGAGAGGCAAGAGCCUCUGAGUGCCCUGUUCUCGCUAACUCAGAGCUGAAUGAGCCUGAGCCGAAUUGAAGAGUCAUCCUCUAAAACGACGGAGUGUACGAGCACACUCUUUUCUGGGGAGUGUAGACCUGGUGAUGGGACGUGCUUUAAAAAGAAGUUUUAAAAAAGGAGAAGACGAUGACUUUGAAAUAGUGAAAAAAAAAAAAAACAAGAACAAACUGAAAAAAACUGCAUCCUAAACCCUUCUCAGCACCGGAGAACUCUGAUCUCCAGAGACAGUACCUGCCUAUACUCCACCGCCCCGCCCCUCAGUGCUCCAUCAGCCAACCAGAGACCGGCCCCUGCCACUAACUCAACAAUAGGAUUCUAGUUUGUUUGUGUUGUUUCUCUUGAGGAAAAAAGAAAAAAAUGAAAAGGAAAAAAAAAAAAAAA
Messenger RNA from Salarias fasciatus (jewelled blenny), 3182 nucleotides. It is a transcript of the gene efnb3b, whose product is annotated as ephrin-B3b. The record is from RefSeq and is a predicted model, not a curated record. Gene Ontology annotation, biological process: ephrin receptor signaling pathway; axon guidance. Lineage: Eukaryota; Metazoa; Chordata; Actinopteri; Blenniiformes; Blenniidae. The transcript has 5 exons. Gene Ontology annotation, molecular function: ephrin receptor binding. Bases 1435 to 2448 code for a protein of 337 amino acids. Gene Ontology annotation, cellular component: plasma membrane.